Molecule: messenger RNA, 4209 nt
Organism: Perca fluviatilis (European perch)
Lineage: Eukaryota; Metazoa; Chordata; Actinopteri; Perciformes; Percidae
Gene: col8a1a
Product: collagen, type VIII, alpha 1a
Exons: 3
Coding region: 100-2316 (738 amino acids)
Molecular function (GO): protein binding
Source: RefSeq, a predicted model, not a curated record
GUUCCCUCUGUGUGGUUGUCUGUCUGCCUGCUAUUCUGUCUGUUAGUCUGACUGCAGUGAUUAUUUCCCCAUAAACGUCCACUCACAAAGGCCUUGGCCAUGCCUCCCCUCCCUGUCCCCUUCUUCCUGACACUGCUACAGCUUGCAGUACUUACUUACGUGAGUGCUGGGGCAUACUAUGGACACAAGCAACACCCUCAGCCAUACCAGCCGAUGCAGCACAUCCAACACAUGGGCAAAGAAAGUUUUCCCCAACAACCGUACCUUGGCAAAGAGGUGCCCUAUAUGCAGUAUCCCCACUACAGAAAGGAGCUACCCCAGAUGCCCAUGCACAAGGGCAAAGAAAAUGCUCGUAAAGGGGGUGGCUAUAAUGGUGGCCAAGACAAAGGUCAGACUAUCCCUAGUGGUGCUGAGGGAAUUCCUCAAGGAGAGCGAGGCCCAGCUGGGCCACCUGGACCAGAGGGACCUGCAGGACCUCCUGGACCUCCAGGUAAUGGACAGCCUGGACCUGUGGGACGACCCGGACCUCCAGGUCCACCAGGAGGGCCUGGAGUGGGAAACCCAGGUUUACCAGGACUGGCAGGCAAGCCAGGAGGAAAUGGUGAGAAUGGACCACAAGGAGAAAUGGGCCCUAGGGGUGAAGAAGGGCCAGCUGGGCAGCCAGGGACACAGGGUCCCCCAGGACCACCUGGGCUACCAGGAAUAGGUAAACCAGGGGCCCAGGGAUUUCCAGGCCAACCAGGGCCCAAAGGAGAGCCAGGUCAUAAAGGUCUGCCAGGACUACCAGGAUUACUGGGACCCAAAGGAGACAAAGGGAUGGGCCAGCCAGGACAACCUGGUCACAAAGGGCUCCCAGGGCCCUCAGGACCUUCUGGCCCAAGAGGGCUGCCUGGUUUUGGAAAACCUGGGUUGAAUGGGGCACCAGGGCCACAAGGACCACCAGGAGAAAAAGGACAUCCUGGAGAGCUAGGACCAGCUGGGCCACCGGGUGAAGGAGGACAGCCUGGCCCACCAGGUCUACCUGGUCAAGGAAAGCCAGGUCAAAAUGGCCUGCCAGGACAACCAGGCAUGCCAGGUGGGAAAGGUCAUCCAGGACCGCCAGGUUUGCCAGGAAAGCCAGGACUUCCUGGAUUUGGUAAGCCAGGACUCCCAGGACCAAAGGGUGAUAAAGGUAUGGGUGGGUCACCUGGACUUCCAGGACCAAAAGGAGAUAAGGGCCACGGAGGACUACCUGGUAUGCUUGGACCCCCUGGACCAAAUGGUCCAUCAGGUCCUCCAGGCCCUAUGGGAACCCCAGGAGGUUUAGGUGCACCUGGUCCUAAAGGAGACUGUGGAGAAGGAGGACCUAAAGGGCUUGACGGAGCCCAGGGUGACCCUGGUCCCUCUGGGAUACCUGGUAAGGAUGGUCUGCCUGGAGAGAAUGGAGAGCCAGGACCGAGAGGUCCACCAGGACCAAGUGGUGCCAAAGGAGACGGUGGACAUAAAGGUCUACCUGGUAUACCUGGUUCUCCGGGACUUCCUGGGCCAAAAGGACAAGGUGGAUUACCUGGUGAAGUGGGACCUCAAGGUCCUAAAGGAAUCCCUGGAAUGGAUGGCACAGCAGGACCAAUCGGACCUCCUGGUCUUCCGGGGACAAAAGGAGAUAGCGGACUACCUGGUCAACCAGGCAUUGCAGGUGAGGGAAAUCCAGGUCUUCCUGGUCCCAUAGGACCCCCAGGGAAAGAGGGCCCAUCAGGACCCCCUGGUCAACCAGGGCAGCCUGGCCUUCCUGGACCACCAGGUUCACCUGGUCUGUCUGAUGACAUGGCUGGAGUGCUCUCUGUGAUGGGCCCUGGAGUAGAUGGUGUUAAGGCUGGUAGUUAUGGUAAGAAGGGCAAGUAUGGAGGCAAUGGGGCUGAAGUAAUGGGUGCCAGUGGGUUGGAGAUGCCAGCAUUUACAGCUGUAGUAACAACUCCCUUUCCCCCUGUGGGCACUCCAGUUGUUUUUGAUAAGCUCUUGUACAAUGGUCGCCAAAACUACAACCCCGAGACAGGUAUCUUCACCUGUGACAUGCCUGGCAUUUAUUACUUUGCCUACCACGUUCAUUGCAAAGGAGCUAAUGUGUGGGUGGCUUUGAUGAGGAACAAUGAGCCAGUAAUGUAUACAUAUGAUGAAUACAAAAAGGGUUUCCUAGAUCAAGCAUCAGGGAGUGCAGUACUACCUUUACAACCUGGGGACACUGUGUAUAUUCAGCUGCCCUCAGAUCAGGCUGCAGGACUUUAUGCUGGACAGUAUGUGCACUCCUCCUUUUCUGGUUAUUUGUUAUAUCCGAUGUAAAGCCACACACUGCAGUAAGAGAGAAGCUUCAGUGAGAACAAGUGGGAGCAUAUUUUUGCAUAAAAAACGUGAUCAUAAACCACCUUAGACGGAGCAGUCUUUUUAUUGUAAAGUCAACAAAAUUAUUGAUCUUGUCAGCAGAGAUGAGAGGAAAAAUCUUAAGUAUGACGGUCUGUAUGUACAGCAGCUUUUGUACUGUAUAGCCUUAUAGCCUUAUAAUUGGGAGAGCAAAGAUGUUUUCUUUUACAGCUUGGAAAAUAUAAAAGAAUGUAUAAAAAAGGCAUUCAAAGAUGACCUCAGAUGGCUGCAGAUGUAUACAGAGAGCUACAGAGUGCCAAAAACCCAUAAGAGUGCAAUUUGUACAAACCUAUGAAGGGAACAUGGGAAGUGUAUGCAAAAGAAGAUAAAACAAACCAUACAAUUCUGGUUACACAAAGCCACAUUUUGUUCCUGCACCUCUUCAAAACUGGCAGCUACCCCAUGUGGUGAAGAAUGUGAAAUACAGUAGAUAUCAUGAUGGCAUAUUCAUUUGGGUAGUAAAUUUAUAUUUUUGCAUGCAUACAUUUGUAUAAAAACAGUUUUGUCUCUCUGGCAACCAUAUAAUAUGACCUCUUGAGAUUGACAACAGCAUUGACAUGUUUGCAUUACAACAGUUUGUACACGUUUUAAAGGUAAACACAUUUCUGGUCGUGUAACCUGCAAAUGACUUUUCUAAUUCCGAUUUUCAUUGGAUAAAUCUCUCAAGGUCCCAAAGGGAUUUAAAAAAGAAUUACAUUUACAAAAUACAAUGUGGGAGCAACCUAAAUGACUUUCACUUCAGGUGUGUAAAGGCCUUACAAAUAUAAGGGACAACUGCUAUUGGUUGUGAACUAUUAAUUGCAAUUAAUAUGCUCACUUAUAGGUGCAGACAUUUUUUGGGGUCAAAAUUAAAUAAUCACAUGCAUGAUAUAUGUUGCUGACGGACAAUUGCUCCCAUGAGUGAGAUUAAAAAAGUAAGAAUGUAAUAUUAAUUUUAUAUUUUAAUGUUUGCUUAUAUGUUUAUGGGAUUUAAGAUUUUCUUUUUUUACAAAAAUGCAAAGGUCAAAAAAACAUUAUUUUGCCCUGAACUAUGAAAACCACUCCACACACUAUAUUAAACAUGACACAAUAUACAAAAAGUCCACACUACAGCAUCUCUGUGUCACUAACAGAAAGCGGAGACUCUGCCUGUGAACAUGUGCGGUUGUACAGUUGAAACUACAAUAUAAUACUCAACAGGAAUUAAGCAUUGUUCCAGUCAAACAAAUCUCUCUGGGGAUUUGAUCUAAUGACUCUGCAUUCAGCAUCAUUUCAAAGCAAAAUCAUGCUAGAAAUAAAUUGAAAUAAAAUGUAUUCUUACUUACUCUUUUUAAUUUAAAAUUCAACCGACUAUAUUCUGUAACUGUUUUGUAAGCCUUAUCCAUUUUAGUUGUAAUGGCAGUAUUAUUAUUCAUUAGAGGAUGUCAUAUUUGAAAAACAAAUUAUGAGUUAUUUUGAAAUGAAACACUUUAACAGUGGGACCUGGUUGUUAUCCAGUCCCUCUGGUAUGAUUUGUUUAAAGUGAGAAAACCAAAUUGAGUUCCACAGCAUCCUUGGUGAGCUACAUUAAGUAUGUCUUGCUGCCAGGUUUACAGGGAAUACAAAAUAAAAAUGUAUUACAAUUGACUCAAAGCAAGUAUUGAAUGGUGCAGCAAUUCAUAACAACAGUUAUGUCAAUAAUUUAUUGUUUUAUCUGCACCUACAUGCAAUGACAAGGACAUAAAGCAUGAUAACUUUUAAAGGAAAAUAAAUGUAUAGUUCUCCUUUUAACCAUGAUGCUAAUAUUGUCGUUGUAACCAAAGAUUUUAUGUUUUAAUGUUUCACGUUUGUUAUUAU